CGUCCAUUUCGCAUAAAAUAAUGUGUUUCGAUUGGUGCGAAUGUUACUUAGAUCUGCGUAGGAGAAUCAGUGAAUAUGGCGAGAGAAAGAAUCUUUUUGCGGGAGGAUACAGGAAACAGCGGCUGACAGCGUGUGGGCACGAUCUUAAAAAUCGAUGAGCGUGGGUUUGAAGAGCAAAGUAAAUUGAAAACGAGUCGAUUUUCGAAUGCAAAUACGACAUUGCAAGCAACGCGCGUACCUCCUCAUGAAUAGAUUCAUGAUUGUAAAAAGGCAAUAAAACUAAGGCUCAAGGAAAGAAGGUACCGAUCCCAAGGGACGAAGUUUUUAGUUAAUCUCUUAAAGUAUACUACUGUAAAGUACUACUUAACGAUGGGACCGUAUUCGCAGGUAUACGUCUUUUUCGAUGCUCACCGAGUGUUUUCUACGAAAUGCAUUUCGAACGACCAAUUGUUCGUCCAUUCAAUCUUCUUCUAUCAAAAUUUUUAAUGGAUUGUUCGAAUUCUGGCUGGAUUAGAAGUGUUGCAAUUGUAUUUGAUUACGACUCAUGCAUCUUGCGAUGUUCACGUGAGUCACUGUAAUCCAGUGAGCUUGCCAGAGAGCGUGAAAUCGUUUUUCUUUUAUUCCUUCAAUCUGUUAAUCCAUGCGGAGAAUAGCGGUCUUUCCACGCGAAUGAUGCGGUCGAGUGGUGGUAUUAUCGGGGAUGCCCCACUACCGCAACUAUGAAAGCAUUCGGAGGCGAUCCCCGCGAGUUUCCGGUAACGUUGCUUGCGGACCUGGUCAGUCAGGGCCGCAUUUAAAAAGGUGGUUGCAAGCUACCUUGAACUGACCGUCACUGGUACCACCGAGCCGAGGCUGUAUACCUGCGCGAAAUAAUUCAGUUCCUUCAACGACGGCUUCCCGACCGCAUCGGAGACUGUCAUGAAGACGAGUGACGAAGCGUGCGAUUAAACGUCAGUGAAUCACGUUGCUUAAUUAUAAUACGUCUCCCUGAUUCGGGAAUUUUGUCGAUUCAUGCGGUGCUUAGAGUCACAUGGGUAUCGAACGGGACCGUCGUAGUGGAAAACUUGAAUUUGUGACUGUGACCUUGUCUCAAACUGUGAAACAAUCGGGAAUGAUCGGCUGGUAAAUUGUUUGGACUGUCUCUGUGGGAAAUUUCCAAUUAAAUAUUCCGAGGGGAAGUUCAAGUCGUCUUUGUGUCAGAUGAAAAUUCUGUUCCGUAUUGAUAGAUUUCCCUCGCUUCGCGAAUAGCGAUUCUUUGUCUUCCUGGGAGAUUAUCGCUUCGCCGAGUAAAUACUAUCUGAGUUUUAUUGCUAUUUUCUGGUUUUCCUUGAAUCAACCGAGUGUACCCGUUGCCGGAUACGUGAAAACAAAGACGACAGCUGCGUUAUUAAACGAUCUGAAGUAUUUAUAUUAAAUACCAAUCGAUAAAGGUCUGUAAUUUUGGCCAGGAACAUUUACUGAAACGAUGUGUACGUCCGUGAUGGAGGGAUUUAUGUGUCGAACAAGACAGUAAAAAUCUAAAUAGUAAUGAUCGAUGACCUGCUGCAGAGUUUCAGGAUGAUCGGUGUCAUCGUGAAGAUCGCGCUCUUGGUGCAUUUUCUUUUCUCGAUCGCGGAGGUAUCUGGCCAGUCGCCGUGUCCCAACUAUUUCUGGUAUGCUAGGGACGACGGGACAAACGAAAUCGUCGGUUUCGUCGAGAUACCAUCACCGCCUAGAGGAGUCACGCUCGACCUCAGCGUCAGUUUGAGCAUCGCUGUUGCACUGCCUUCGAAAUACGUCGGUCGAUUAGAAUUGGCACAGUCGAAGGAGGACUCGGUCAGAGCGGUGAACGUGGGUCGGCCUCUCAGGUACAAGAUUCAUUUCCCACUUCCACAACCGAUACCCAUACUCACUGGCAUAAGGUUCAAUGGUCAAUUCGUGUGUUCCGGUCCACGUGCUACCGGACAAAUCGUCACUUCCAUUGUUCUCAAUCAUACAUUGUAUCCACCGGGAGUGUUGCCCCUGUCUCAGGAUCAGGGGAACAUGAUUAUAAUUUCUGACUAUAAUGUCCCGAUAAGGAACGACGCACCGUUUUCAAUAGGUCCGAAGCCAGAAAACAAUUAUUAUCCUCGACCACCCGCGCCAUCAGUGUUUGACAAUUACCCUCGUCCACCCGCGUCACCGACGUUUGACGAUUACCCUCGUCCACCCGCGUCACCAACGUUUGACAAUUACCCUCGACCAUCCGCGUCAUCACCGUUUGAUAAUAAUCCUCGUCCCCCCGCGUCAUCAUCGUUUGAUAUAAAUCCUCAGCCCCCUGUGUCAUCAUCGUUUGAUAAUAAUCCUCGUCCCCCCGUAUCACCAUCGUUUGAUAAUAAUCCUCGUCCACCCGCAUCACCAUCGUUUAACAAUUAUCCUCCACCGAGUCCAUCCCCGAAGCCGAUGUACUAUCCUAAGCCGCCUCGUCCGACGAGCGUCGCGACGACUACCACACCUGCACCGAAGCCGGAGGAUAAUAACUUAGAUUGUGGCCGGAGCGACGUAAAGGGUAUUAAUCGUCUCGUGGCGAAAGGAUCAAAAACGUCGCACGGUCAGUGGCCUUGGUUGGCUGCGAUUUUCAUCGUGAGACCCACGUACGAAUUCCAGUGCGAGGGAACGUUGGUGACCAAUAAUCACGUCAUUACAGCUGCCCACUGUUUCCAAUUAAACAACAUGAAUUUACCUAUCGGGGUCCUAGCAGUAUCAUUGGGACGGCAUCGCUUGCGGAAUUUCUUAGAGGAAGGCUCCAGGAACAUGGAAGUGGCGGAGUACAGGCUUCAUCCCGAUUACGACGCAAGCGGUAGCGCUGACGCAGACUUGGGUAUUAUAUUUCUGCGGGAGAGGGUCGAGUACAGCCGUUGGAUCAAACCGAUUUGUCUUUGGUCGGGGUCCACGGAGCUUCAGCACGUCGUCGGGAAAUCUGGAUACGUGGUGGGCUGGGGACGUGACGAGAACGGGAAUCAGUACAUCGAGGAGCCGCGGAUGAGCAAAGCUCCGAUCGUCUCUCAUGCGGUUUGUUUCUGGAGCAAUCCGAACUUCGUCUCGUUCACUUCGAACCGGACGUUCUGCGCCGGAUCGAGGGACGGAAGCGGACCCUGCAACGGUGAUAGCGGAAGCGGUUUCGUGAUGUACGACACCGACGCAGGUCGCUAUUAUCUACGAGGCAUCGUCUCUGGCUCUUUACUGGACAGCAAAACUAUGUCCUGUGACUUGUCGCAGUUCAUCGUCUACGUGGACGUCGCGAAACACUUGGACUGGAUACGGAAGCAAAUAUACACGUAGAUACACAGUCUCGAUUUAGUUACCUAGAAAUUAUCAGCAAUACUCUUUUAGGAGAUCGCACGAGCGUUAAUUCGACGGGAGUCGUCGCUACGAUUUUUUUCUUACAUGCAAUUUAAUAAGAAAAAGACGUAGGCAUAUUUGAAAGUUCGCCAAAUCGACACUCGUGCGACCGUAGUUUUACGCGUAAUAAAGAAAUUCAUGAAAUGGAGUAAAUCAAAAUAAUUUCGUGGUCAUGCCUGUAAAUACGCUAGUCGAUCAUCGUCAUUUCAUUAUGUAAAUCACAUCUGGAUGACCGAGUACUUAGAUAAUUAGUGUUUCAACGCGUAGACACGGAAUCAAUGGCAGACCAAUUGAUUUUAAUUUAUUCCCGAUUCCGUAUCAAUUCUCUAAGUAUCAUCUUCGUACAAUACAUCGAACGUUUCUCAAUUAAUAAUGAUCAAACAGCAUUUCAAUGAUCGCGCGAUGUAUUCUUCGCGUCAGUGUUCACGAUAUCAACGAUUUAUAGUGUACAUAAAUCUGACAUAGUUGUAAGUAUAGCGCAACAUUGACUAUUUAUAUUUUACGCUAGUUAACUGUUCAAUAAUAUUUAUUAUUAACUAAUUUUUAUAUUCUAUAAAAUAAAUUAGUCACUUUUGUAUAAAAUACAUGUAAUAAUCAUUCCCAUACAAUUUGACGUUUGUAUAUAAUUUCUGAUACUUGUUAUGUAUUUCUUUAACAGCAAAUUUUUCUAUGCCAAUGUAGUAAAACGAUUUUGUCAAGUAUGAAUAAACUAUAUACAUUUAUACGACUCUGUUUUAUUUUCGG
Ceratina calcarata is the source of this 4104-nucleotide messenger RNA. RefSeq names its product spermosin. Bases 1528 to 3300 code for a protein of 590 amino acids. Lineage: Eukaryota; Metazoa; Arthropoda; Insecta; Hymenoptera; Apidae. The record is from RefSeq and is a predicted model, not a curated record. Gene Ontology annotation, biological process: proteolysis. Gene Ontology annotation, molecular function: serine-type endopeptidase activity. The transcript is spliced from 6 exons.